AGCACAAACAAAAUACGACACGGUUAAUGAAGUUGUCAUCAUCUACUUCUUACGACAUGCUCCUAGGGACACGAGAACUAGAUCUCUAUGCUCAGAUUACUCACCAAAAAGGCAUUAAACAAAUCAUAAAUACAUUCCCAUUUAUAUUAAACAAACUUCUCUUUUUAGAAUUUGUUUUUUUUGGUAUUUAAAGGUUAGAUUUUUAUAGAAUUUUUGGGAGAAUUAAUUAAUAAACGAGAACAAUGGCUGAGAAGAAAGAACCAUUGUUGUUGAAGAACUACUAUACUUAUAACGAGGAUUGUCCAGGUUGCAAAGUUGAUAAGCGAAAAAGAGAGAAUCCUAAUCUUCCAUGGCUUCAUUUCUUCUUCAUAUGGAUUAUUACUCUUUGUGCUUCUUUGCCGAUUUCAUCCAUAUUUCCCUUCCUUUACUACAUGGUGAGGGACUUCAAUAUUGCAAAACGGGAAGAAGAUAUUAGUUUCUAUGCCGGUUUUGAGGGAUCUGCAUUCAUGAUUGGGAGAACAUUGACAGCUGUUUUAUGGGGAAUGGUGGCUGAUCGUUAUGGUCGAAAACCUGUCAUGAUUUUGAGCACAUUUUCAGUUGUGAUAUUCAACACAAUGUUUGGCCUGAGCACUAGUUAUUGGAUGGCACUUCUUGCAAGAUUACUUCUUGGAGCUUUCUGCGGCACACUUGGUCCAAUGAGGGCAUAUGCAACAGAAGUUAGCCGUAGAGAGCAUCAAUCUUUGGGUGUGGCAAUGAUGACUUCUUCAUGGGGUAUUGGUUUGGUCAUAGGCCCUGCACUUGGUGGUUAUCUUGCUCAGCCUGCUGAUAAAUUCCCAAGUGUAUUUUCUCAAGAAUCAAUUUUCGGGAGGUUCCCAUACUUUUUAGUUAACUUGGUCAUAUCAAUCUUUGCAUUCGGUGUAUUCAUUCUCUGCUUCUGGCUCCCGGAAACAUUGCACACAUGCACAAUAAAUGCUGAUGGCACAACUAAGGAUCUGUCUCAUGAUAUAGAGGAUGUUGACACUCAAAAAUUGCAAAACGCCGAAGGAACUUCAAAUUCGUGGCUCAGCCUUCUUCGAAAUUGGCCUUUAAUGUCAACUAUCAUAGUAUACUGUAUGUUCCAGCUACAUGAUAUGGCGUAUAUUGAGAUAUUCUCAUUAUGGACUGUAAGUCCGAGGACUGUCGGAGGAUUAAGUUUAUCAACUGAAGAUGUUGGUCAAGCUCUUGCUGUAGCAGGAGUUGGUUUGUUAAUUUGUCAACUACUUCUCUACCCAUUUUUGGAGAGAAAAUUUGGUCCAAUCACAGUUUCACGUGUUGGAGCGGUAAUUAGUAUUGUAUUGCUGUCAAGUUAUCCCUUCUUCGCUAAAUUAAAGGGCACAAGUCUCUCACUUGUGGUGGAUCUAGCUUCUGCACUGAAAAAUGUGCUUUCGGUUUCAAUAACUACUGGAUUGUUCCUCCUGCAAAAUAGAUCUGUGAGCCAACAUCAAAGAGGAGCUGCAAAUGGACUUUCUUUGUGUAUCAUGUCUUUCUGCAAAGCACUUGGUCCUGCUGCUGCUGGAUCCCUUCUCUCUUGGGCACAAACGCGUCAGAUGGCUAGUUUCCUUCCAGGAACUCACAUGGUUUUUUUCAUACUUAAUGUUGUUGAAUUUCUUGGAUUGCUGAUGACUUUCAAGCCUUUCCUUGCAAGCCCUGCUCAUGAGUAUUUUUAGUUCGAAACCAUCAGAUUGUAACAGAUGCAGAAAAGAAGUUAAACUUCAACACAGAAAGAAGUUCUUCUUCUUCUUCUUCUUCUUUGACAAGCAAGAAAAGCAACAGAAAAGGCAGAAGCUAACCAUACCUUGCAAGGCCUCUGCCGGGAUUCCGUCUAAGUACUUCACAUUCAUGACAUACUAUUAACAGAAGCAGAAAAGAAGUUAAAUUUUGGUCAUUGAAUUCUGAUUAUUCAUGUCUCAACCAUCACAUUCUGUAGGCUCUACGACCGCUGUUUACGUCUGAGCAAUUAGCCUAUUAGCAGUGUAUCAAUUCAGUGUAGGCCUAAGAACAACGAGCCAAUUUCUCCUUUAUAAUGGUUGUUUCUAAAUGUGUUUGUAAUCAGCUAUCAGCAUACCUGUUUUUUGAUUGUUUCCGAAAGAAAUUAAUAAAACUUAGGAAUUUUGUUACAAAGGUUA
Molecule: messenger RNA, 2165 nt
Organism: Spinacia oleracea (spinach)
Lineage: Eukaryota; Viridiplantae; Streptophyta; Magnoliopsida; Caryophyllales; Amaranthaceae
Product: protein ZINC INDUCED FACILITATOR-LIKE 1
Exons: 17
Coding region: 243-1706 (487 amino acids)
Biological process (GO): transmembrane transport
Molecular function (GO): transmembrane transporter activity
Source: RefSeq, a predicted model, not a curated record